This is a messenger RNA of Sorghum bicolor (sorghum), 1731 nucleotides long. Its product is annotated as probable uridine nucleosidase 1. NCBI's taxonomy places the organism in Eukaryota, Viridiplantae, Streptophyta, Magnoliopsida, Poales, Poaceae. The transcript has 10 exons. The coding region runs from base 271 to 1248 and encodes 325 amino acids. Gene Ontology annotation, cellular component: cytosol. Gene Ontology annotation, molecular function: purine nucleosidase activity. The record is from RefSeq and is a predicted model, not a curated record. Gene Ontology annotation, biological process: purine nucleoside catabolic process.
AGGCCAAAAGGGAGCCCCGGCGAGUUGGAAACGAAAAGCAAGGGAAAGCCAAAAGGCAGAAUCCGCGAGACAAGAAAGCAGUAGGAAGGAGAGGUUGCGUCCCAGCCCCACCCGCCAUCUCCUCUUCUUCCCUUUCCUCGGCGCCUUUCCACGAUUCAGAUUCACAAAGAUUGGAGGACCCUUCUUCCUGCCGCGCGGCAAUUCUCGUUCGUUCCAGUGCCCAGGGCGCUGUUCUUGAGCGGAGAGCGGAGGGCGCCGGCCGGGCUCGCGAUGGGGCAGGACGGCCAGCAGAUCCGCCGCGACAAGCUCAUCAUCGACACGGAUCCCGGCAUCGAUGAUAGCAUGACGAUCCUAAUGGCGUUCAGAGCACCUAGUUUGGAAAUCAUUGGGCUCACAACCAUAUUUGGCAACGUGGAUACAGUGGGCGCAACACGUAAUGCGCUAUUGCUGUGUGAGAGAGCAGGACACCCUGAAGUUCCAGUAGCAGAGGGAAGCCACGAGCCCCUAAAGGGAGGAAAGCCCCGUGUUGCUGAUUUCGUUCAUGGCUCAGAUGGCAUUGGGAAUCUGUUUCUUCCUGCACCCUCUGCUAAGAAGGUUGAGGAAAGUGCUGCUGAUUUCCUGAUUAAUAAGGUCUCUGAGUUUCCAGGAGAGGUCUCUGUGCUUGCUUUGGGACCCCUGACAAAUGUAGCAUUGGCCAUCAAAAGAGACCCUUCUUUUGCAAGCAAGGUGAAGAAAAUAGUUGUACUGGGUGGAGCUUUCUUUGCAGCUGGAAAUGUCAACCCUGCUGCUGAAGCAAAUAUCCAUGGAGACCCAGAAGCAGCUGACAUAGUUUUUACUUCAGGAGCAGAUAUCGUUGUGGUUGGCAUUAACAUAACAACACAAGUCUGCUUGACAGAUGAGGAUCUCUUGGAGCUAAGAAACUCGAAAGGGAAGCAUGCACCGUUGUUAUCUGAGAUGUGCAAGUUCUACAGGGAUUGGCAUGCCAAGUCUGACGGCUUCCAUGGAAUUUUCCUUCAUGAUCCUGUGAGCUUCACUGCCGUACUUCAUCCCGAGUACUUCACAUUCAAGAAGGGUGUGGUGAGGGUGGAGACCCAGGGCAUUUGCACUGGCCACACUUUGAUGGAUCACGGAUUGAAGAAGUGGAAUUCAGAGAACCCAUGGUCAGGGUAUAAACCGAUUUCAGUUGCGUGGACGGUCGAUGUGCCAAAGGUUAUCAGCUUUGUAAAGAAGCUGCUCAUGGCACAAUGAGCAACGACAUCAGCGCUCUCUGAUGUCCAAGAAAAUUUGACAAGCGAAGAAAACGAUAUGCUUGACGUUGACCCAUACUCCUUACUGUUAAGAGCAGUGAACAACUUAUGUCUUUCAUUGAUCUCAUAGAAUAUAUACAAGUGAAGGGGGCAUGUCCGUACGGACACAACCGUUCAGUUUACAGAACCACCGAAGGGACAUGCCUCUUCAGGGAUUACUGACUGCUAAUCCUAUGAUUAACUGCUAAUCCACUUCUCUAAUCUUGUUGUAUCAACGGAUGAGAUCAUUAGUGAUAAGGUGUCUAUUCACCAACAGACACCGUUUCGCAACACUCCCCCUUGAUCGAAUCUUCCUUUGAGAUCAAUGUAGCUGUAAGCUUAGAUUCCUCGAAAAACCAUGUGGGAAAAAUCUGAGGAAUAUGUAUGUAUGGAUAUGCUGUAAAACUCCUUUAAACCUUUAUAGGAAAACAAGAAGAAGGUAGCA